AUGAACCUGAACCCGUGGGGACCCGUGGGAGGUCAGAGACUGCCUACAGGAGGAGGGAGCUCCCUGGGAGGUCGAGGACCCGCACCCCGCGGGUGGAAGUGCGCCCUAGGGAUUUUGGGGACUCAGGCCCCCGGGCGCAGCGCACGGGCGGCGCCGGGGGCCGGGGCGGCUUCACGGGCGCAGGUCUCGCUCAUCAGCACGUCGUUCGUGCUCAAGGGGGACGCCACGCACAACCAGGCGAUGGUGCACUGGACCGGAGAGAACAGCAGUGUCAUCCUGAUCCUGACCAAGUACUACCAUGCGGAUAUGGGGAAGGUCCUGGAAAGCUCUCUGUGGAGGUCGUCGGAUUUUGGAACAUCCUAUGCGAAGCUCACACUGCAGCCCGGCGUCACCACUGUCAUCGACAACUUCUACAUCUGCCCGACCAACAAGCAAAAGAUCAUUCUUGUGAGCUCCCCUCUCAGUGACCGCGACCAGUGUCUCUUCCUCAGCACUGAUGAGGGGGCCAGCUUCCAGAAGCAGCUCAUUCCUUUCUCCGUGGAGACGCUGACGUUCCACCCCAAGGAGGAGGACAAGGUCCUCGCGUACACCAAGGAGGGCAAGCUCUAUGUGUCGUUGGACUUGGGGAGGAAGUGGACACUCUUACAGGAGCAUGUGACCAAGGACCAUGUGUUCUGGGCUGUGGCAGGAGUGGACAGAGACACUGACCUGGUCCACAUGGAGGCCCAGGACCCUGGAGGAGGUUUCCGCUACGUCACCUGCCGGAUCCACAACUGCUCUGAGAAAAUGCUGCGGGGACCCUUCGGGGGCCCCAUCGACGUGGGGUCCUUGAUGGUGCAGGACGACUACGUGUUUGUUAAGGUCACCUCAGCCAACCGGACCAAGUACUAUGUCUCCUACCGCCGGCAGGAGUUCACCUUGAUGAAGCUGCCCAAGUACGCGCUGCCCAAGGACCUGCAGAUCAUCAGCACGCAUGAGAGCCAGGUGUUGGUGGCUGUGCAGGAGUGGCACCAGACGGACACCUACAACCUGUACCUGUCGGAUCCCAGUGGCCAGCGCUACUCUCUGGUGCUGGAGCAUGUGCGCAGCUCCCGGCAGGCAGAGGAGAGUGUGCUGGUGGACGUGCUGGAGGUCAGAGGGGUGAAAGGCGUCUUUUUGGCAAACAGAAAACUGGACGGGAAGGUGAUGACACUCAUCACCUACAACCAGGGCCGAGACUGGGGCCACCUGAGGCCGCCCAGCAGGGACAUGAACGGGAAGGCCACCAACUGUGAGCCUCCGGACUGUCACCUCCACCUGCACCUGCGCUGGGCAGACAACCCCUACGUCUCGGGCACCGUGCACGCCAAGGACACUGCCCCAGGCCUCAUCAUGGGUGCAGGGAACCUGGGCUCCCAGCUGGUGGGGUACAAGGAAGAAAUGUACGUCACUGCUGACUGUGGACGCAACUGGCGACAGGUGUUCGAGGAGGAGCACCACAUCCUGUACCUGGACCAUGGAGGUGUCAUUGUGGCCGUCAAGGACACCUCCAUCCCCCUGAAGGUCCUCAAGUUCAGUGUGGACGAGGGCCUCACCUGGAGCACCCACAACUUCACCAGCACCUCGGUGUUUGUGGACGGGCUGCUGAGUGAGCCCGGGGAUGAGACUCUGGUUAUGACGGUCUUCGGCCACAUCAGCUUCCGCUCUGACUGGGAGCUGGUCAAGGUGGACUUCCGGCCCUCAUUCCCCCGGCCAUGUGGUGAUGAUGACUAUGGCUCUUGGGAGCUUACAGACCUGCAGGGCGACCACUGCAUCAUGGGCCAGCAGAGGAGUUUCCGCAAGAGAAAAGCCACGUCCUGGUGCAUCAAGGGCAGAAGUUUCACAUCAGCACUCACGUCCCAAGUGUGUGAGUGCAGGAACACAGACUUCCUAUGCGACUAUGGGUUUGAGCGCACCCCAGCCUCGGAGUCCGACGCCAGCAGGUGCUUAGCUAACUUCUGGUUUGAUCCAGAGUCCCCUCCCGAGGACUGUGCCCUGGGACAGACCUACACCAGCAGUCCAGGGUACCGGAAGGUGGUGUCCAAUGUGUGCAAAGGUGGUGUGGACCUGCAGCGCGGGGCAGCCGCCCUCCAGUGCCCCCUCUCACCACCUCGGGGCCUGCGGGUCAGCAUCCGCGGAGAGGCGGUGGCCGUGCGGCCGGGAGAGGACGUCCUGUUUGUGGUUCAGCAGGAGCAGGGCGAUGUCCUGACCACCAAGUACCAGGUGGACCUUGGGGAUGGCUUCAAGGCCAUGUACGUGAACCUCACGCAGAGUGGGGAGGCCGUGCGACACCGCUACGAGAGCCCCGGCGUGUACCGCGUGUCUGUCCGGGCGGAGAACAUGGCCGGACAGGAUGAGGCGGUGCUCUUCGUCCAGGUCAACUCCCCCCUUCAGGCCCUCUUCCUAGAAGUGGUCCCCGUCGUUGGCAUCAACCAGGAGGUGAACCUCACGGCUGUGCUACUGCCUUUGAACCUGAACCUCACUGUCUUCUACUGGUGGAUCGGCCCCAGCCUGCAGCCCCUGCUGUCCUUGGACAACUCAGUGACAACACAGUUUGCAGAUGCGGGAGAUGUACGUGUGACGGUGCAGGCCGCCUGUGGGAGCUCUGUGUUGCAGGACUCCAGGGUCAUCCGCGUGCUGGAUCAGUUCCAGGUCGUGCCGCUGCAGUUUUCCAAGGACCUGGAUGCCCACAACCCCAACAUCCCCGAAUGGAGGGAGGACAUCGGUCUAGGGGUCACCAGGCUCCUCUCCAAGGAGACCAGCAUCCCUGAGGAACUUCUGGUGACUGUGGUGAAGCCAGGGCUGCCUACCAUUGCUGACCUGUAUGUGCUGCUGCCCCCUCCCAGGCCCACCAGGAAGAGGAGCCUGGCCAGCGAUAAGAGGGUCCUGGCCAUCCAGCAGGUGCUGAAGGCUCAGCGGAUAGGCUUCUUCCUGCGUGGUGGGGUCCGUGUGCUGGUGGCCCUACGGGACGUGGACACAGACUCCCAGCGGCUGGGCGGCGGCAGAGGCUACUGGGCUGCGGUGGUCCUCCUGGUUGUGGGGCUCUUCGCCGUGGGCACAUUCAUCCUCUUCAAGUUCAAAAGGAAACGCCCUGGAAGGACCGUGUACGCCCAGAUGCACAAUGAGAAGGAGCAGGAGAUGACGAGCCCCGUGAGCCACAGCGAGGACGCCCAGGGCACCGUGCAGGGCAACCACUCGGGCGUGGUCCUGAGCAUCAACUCCCGUGAGAUGCAUAGCUACCUGGUGAGCUGA
Elephantulus edwardii (Cape elephant shrew) is the source of this 3270-nucleotide messenger RNA. It is a transcript of the gene SORCS2, whose product is annotated as sortilin-related VPS10 domain containing receptor 2. Bases 1 to 3270 code for a protein of 1089 amino acids. The record is from RefSeq and is a predicted model, not a curated record. Gene Ontology annotation, molecular function: protein binding. The transcript has 28 exons. Lineage: Eukaryota; Metazoa; Chordata; Mammalia; Macroscelidea; Macroscelididae. Gene Ontology annotation, cellular component: membrane.